AUGCAGGUUAACAAUAGAGAUAUCUCAACCCUCCCAAUCCAGGGCCCCGGCCAAAGUGCUCGACAACCACAGGCACCGUUUGUUCAACCAGCUCAAAUGGCCAUGUUUGCACGGGUAACAUCCUAUCCCCCACUGGGACAACUCACUUGUCUCCAACCAGCGCUGGAGAUAUUACGGUCUGAAGAAGAUGCGCUGCGUUUUACGGUCACGAUCGAGUCCAGCAGCUCAUUCCCCGCACAAUCAUGGGAAGCGCAGAUCUGGCAUAACAUCACUAGCCCGGAAUGGGGAUCCCUGCCAUUGAAGAGAUGCGACAUGGGUUUUGCAGCCCUGAUGACGGGAAAUGAUAGCGACUACCACUACCAUCGCUAUGUAUUCUCAGAAGAGAUAUCCCUGCCAGCCGCAGGAGGUCAUGCACAGUUCACUGUCCGGUUUCGAACUGGCCCAGACACAGAAUGGCAGUGGGCUAAUCAAACACACCCCGUGAGCGAUGGUGAGAUUAUAUAUAGCGCACGCCACUCUGAUUUUGAAAAGGCUGUGUCCACGGAUGUCGCUGGAAGAGCUCCCAAAAAACAACUGGAGAAGUAUAUCGAUAACCUUCAAGAUGACUUGCAGAUUGAGUCACGGCUUAGUGAAGCUCCUGGAUCAGUCCUCUGGGCUCUUUCUGGUGAUAUAGAUGGUGCUCGGAAUGGAUCUUCAACUAUCAAACGACUUGCACUUGGCACCCCUUCGUCAGUGGUGAGGUAUUUCUCACUAGUACGUGUUUCAAGUGCAUGGUUAGGUCCUAGACAUGGCAAAAAUAACUUCCGGAUCACCGAAGAUGCAAUGUUGUGCUCUUUUCUGCGCGAAGAUGGCGUGAAUCUUGUUCUAUUAGCUGUUUCGGGAGUCAACGAUGUUUUGACUAUGUUCCAAUCAGGUGCGAAGGGUGAAGUUGUGAUCUCCGCAAAGAGUGACGAUUCAGAAGCAUCGAAGUUCCAUGUGCUUGUCAGCGCUGCAGAGAAUUUUGAAGUUGCUAUGUCUGCAUUGAUUUAUGAGGCACGGAAAGUGGUCAGGCCAUUUGCUGAUGGAAGUCAUCUUGAUUUGGAAGACUCAGUCCCGUUAUCUCCCCCCGGUGAUGAUAUGGUUCUUGUCGAGAAAGACCCAAGCGCACAGUGGCUUUCCGAGUGGUUUGACGGCCUCGCAUAUUGCACUUGGAAUGGACUGGGACAGGACCUCACCGAAGAGAAGAUCUUGCAUGCCUUGGACUCAUUGAAGGCCAAUGGAAUCAACAUCGUCAAUCUUAUUAUCGAUGAUGGCUGGCAGGCAAACGACAACGAAGGGGAAUCUCAAUUCAAGCAAGGCUGGAAGCAUUUUGAGGCACAUUCGAAAGGAUUUCCCAAAGGUUUAAAGCAUACCGUGGGAGCCAUUCAUCGAGCACAUCCCAAUAUUGAACAUAUUGCGGUCUGGCAUGCCUUACUUGGUUACUGGGGAGGCAUUUCACCAGAUGGGGAUCUGGCCCAAAGGUUCAAAACAAAGCAAGUGAGGAUCAAAGAUCCCGCCGCCAAUGGUCCUAUUGUGGAGAACCUUCCAGACGGAACAAUCCUCGCUAUUGAUCCCGAUGAUAUUAAGCGAUUCUACGACGAGUUCUAUAGCUACCUUACAUCUGUUGGCAUAGACUCGGUCAAGACGGAUGCACAAUUCUUCCUCGAUCUGCUUGAGGACCCAGCAGACCGCCGGAAAUUCAUGACUUCUUAUCAAGAUGCAUGGUCUAUCGCAUCACUUCAGCACUUCAGCACUCGGUCAAUCUCAUGCGGGUCAAUGAUCCCUCAAAUAAUCUUCCAUUCACAAAUUCCCACCAACAAACCGACACUUCCAUUGCGAAACUCCGACGACUUCUUCCCGAAUGUUGUUGCCUCUCAUCCGUGGCAUGUGUUUUGCAAUGCGCAUAAUGCACUACUCACCCGCUAUUUGAACGUAUUGCCAGACUGGGAUAUGUUCCAGACAAGUCAUCCAUACGCCUCAUUCCACGCCGCAGCACGCUGUGUAUCUGGAGGACCAAUCUAUAUCACCGAUGAGCCGGGCAAACAUGACUUGACCCUGCUCGAUCAGAUGACUGCACCUACCGUCAAAGGAACCACGGUAAUCUUGCGUCCCAGUGUCAUCGGACGCACGAUAGACAUGUACCACGACUACAGCGAAGGACAUGUUCUGCGCGUUGGAAGUUACACCGGCUGGGCCAAGACCGGAAGUGGAAUCUUGGGUCUUUUCAAUAUUCAAUCUGCCGAGGCCUCUAGCAUAGUCUCAUUGAUGGAUUUCUCAGGAAUCCACGAGGAUUCCGAAGGCCAGUAUAUCGUGCGCGCACACAGCAGCGGUAAGAUCUCGCAUCGCAUGUCUCCAACUCGGGACUCUUUGGUAUCAGUUGUUCUGGAGCCAAAGGGUUGGGAGAUUCUCACUGCGUACCCGACUCGGUCGUUUACGCUGAAGGGGAGCCAUGGUGAUAAUGUUAGCCGGACACAUGUGGCUGUGCUGGGCCUUUUGGGAAAGAUGACUGGGGCAGCGGCUGUAGUGACUUCGGAUAUAUCUGUUGUUGAGAAUGGCCGUUUACGAGUCGAUAUCAGCUUAAAAGCGCUGGGCACUCUAGGGAUCUAUUUCUCAGAUCUUCAAAACAAGACCAUUGCGAAGAAUUUCAUGGUAACUAUUCUGGGGUUGCCAAUUCCGCAGAAUACAGUGUGGAAGCAGGGUGGGGAGAAUGCCCAUGUGCUGGCAAUUGAUGUAUUGGCGGCAUGGAAAUCCAUGAAGUUGGACAGUGGAUGGAGUAACGAGGCUUUUGUGCAGGUUUUUUCGGCAUCGCUCGGCCAAGCGCCAUACCGCAGCCUUCUCGCCCCCCGUCGGAUCCCGUGUGGAGCGCGCAGCUUUGCCGCAACAACAGCAAUUCCGCUGCGCGGUGACAGCAAUCGGCCAGUAUUGUCCGCCUCGCAGUCUGGCACAUGCUUCCAACAGCAGAGAUGGAUUACACAAAAGUACAUUCAGCGCAUGAAAGAUGGGGAGAAGGAGUGGGCUGGGUUCGCGAAAGAAAUCAAGGCCGGGAACAGGAAGAACUUCGCGCAACACUUGGAGGAGCGAGGGUUGAUUCAUGAUGUUGUUGGUGAACGAGACUUGUUGCAUAAGGUCUUAACGGAGAAGCGGGCUGGAAUAUAUGUCGGAAUCGACCCGACUGCCCCCUCAAUGCACGUUGGACACAUGCUUCCUUUCAUGGUUCUGGCCUGGGGAUACGUCUGGGGCUUACCUGUCACAUUCCUACUCGGCGGUGCUACUUCUAGAGUCGGCGAUCCCAGCGGGCGCCUCAAGGGCCGAGACGCUGUUCAUUCCUCAAUCCGAAAAGCAAAUAUGGCUAGCAUGCAUAUGCAGUUGAAGAAGUUGGGCUCCAGCAUUGAGCAGUACGGCAGGAGACACGGACACGAGAAAAACCCGAUGUGGAAGCGGGCGUUGACAAACAACAACACUUGGUGGAACUCGAUGCCUUUCCUUGAAGUCUUGCGAGACCUUGGCGCUUUCAUGCGACUUGGCCCCAUGCUCGGUAGAGACACUGUCAAGACACGAUUGAACCAAGGAGAUGGCAUGUCAUUUGCUGAGUUUUCCUACCCUAUCCUCCAGGCCUGGGAUUGGUGGACACUGUUCCAAAAGGGCACUCAAAUCCAAGUCGGAGGUGCCGACCAAUACGGAAAUAUCUUGUUCGGCAUGGAGGCUGUCAAGUCUAUCAGCCGAAACACUGCCGACGAACAAAUCCGCAACCCAUUAGAAUCAGAACUCGAUCGGCCGAUCGGUUUCACCACGCCGCUACUGACAACCGCGUCCGGGGAGAAGCUUGGAAAGUCUGCCGGAAACGCUGUUUGGCUUGACAAGGACCUGACUUCUACAUUCGAGCUUUACCAGUACUUCGUGCGCACGCCUGACGAUGUUGUCGAGCAGUACCUCAAGCUGUUCACUUUCAUCCCCUUGCCUGAAAUCGCCACCAUCAUGAAAGAGCAGAACAAGGAUCCAUCUAAGCGCGUUGCGCAGCACAAGCUCGCCCUUGAGUUUGUCGAGCUUGUCCAUGGCAAGGCCGAAGCUGAUGCCGUGGCUCUCCAACACCGCCAGCUUUUCCGUCCCCGAUCCUCAACUGCAGAGCCCACUCCUCUUCUCAAGUCAUCCCCUCCUCAAGCUGGUCACCCACAAUCUCCCACUGCUGGCUUCCAGACUCCUCAAUCUGGGAAUCCGUAUGCUCCUCAAACAAACUGGGCCAACAUGGGCGAUAUCAAGGUCACCCUGCCCGAAUCUCUGGUUUUCAACCAGCCAUUCAACAAGAUUCUGUGGUCAGCCGGCCUUGUUUCAUCCAAGAGCGAGGGCCACCGAGUCAUCGUUAACAACGGUGCCAAAGUUGGAAGCCGUCCUGGUGACAGUGGGCCCAUGUCGGACCAAUUGUCUUUCACCCCCAUCCGGCCGUGGGACGCAGAGAAAACAAAGGAAUUUGUCUUAAAUGGCAAUCUCCUCAUGCUCAAGCUGGGCAAGUGGAAGCUCAAGGCUGUUCACAUUGUGACCGACGAAGAAUACCGCGCGCAAGGGCUCACAGCUCCUGGAUGGGAGACCGAGGAGAUUGAACCCACUGAGCCGACAGAGCCGACCAAGUCGGAUUAA
This is a messenger RNA of Penicillium expansum, 4650 nucleotides long. RefSeq names its product putative raffinose synthase protein Sip1. The transcript has 6 exons. Bases 1 to 4650 code for a protein of 1549 amino acids. The record is from RefSeq and is a predicted model, not a curated record. Gene Ontology annotation, biological process: tyrosyl-tRNA aminoacylation. Gene Ontology annotation, molecular function: RNA binding; tyrosine-tRNA ligase activity; ATP binding. NCBI's taxonomy places the organism in Eukaryota, Fungi, Ascomycota, Eurotiomycetes, Eurotiales, Aspergillaceae.